Molecule: messenger RNA, 360 nt
Organism: Pocillopora meandrina
Lineage: Eukaryota; Metazoa; Cnidaria; Anthozoa; Scleractinia; Pocilloporidae
Source: the annotation of a GenBank genome assembly
AUGCAAACUUGCCUACUUUCUGCCAGAUGUUUCCGUCGUGGUUUCCAUCGGAAGCCUUCUUUUGAUCUCAAUAGACAGGCUCAUCGCUGUCGUCUUUUUGUACGAUUGAUCAGCAUUCUAAGCACGUGGUUUGUCGCCAUCGCCAUGCAUGCACUUUAUUUCUACAGUUUCAAACUGAUCCCCCACGCAAAUGAAACGUAUUGUGAGUUGAAUUGGGGACCGGCAUUCGACCACAUGAAAACACACAGAGGAUUUGUUACGGCAAAUUUCAUCACUUUCAUCCCCAUUCCCAUUUGUGUCCUGGCCAGUGUGUAUAGCAUUAUUGUAUGGACAAUAAGAAAAAAGAACAAAAAAAACUGA